UCGAAAUUGUUGGCAAUGUCUCCAUUUUGCCCUACUUUAGGAUGGGAUUAUCCUCUAGAAUUGGAAACAAAUCAUGUAUUUGAUAAUUUUGCAUUAUAUUCGUCUUUUUUUCCUGAUUUUUUAUCAUGUCAAUUAGCUCAAGAUUUUCAAGAUAAUAAUCAAGAGUCUAAUCAUGAUGCUAAACGAAGCGAAUCGCCAAAAGGUACAAGUUCAAUUGAUCAUUCGGAUCAUAGUCCAAUAUUAGCAAAGAAGCUUGAUCAUAAUGCAAGUGAAAGAGAUAGAAGAAAGAAGAUUAAUAGCAUGUAUGCUUCUUUGCGAAAUUUGCUCCCUUCAAUUGAUCAAAGGAAAAAAUUAAGCAUUCCAGCUACAGUUACACGUGUGCUCGAGUAUAUACCAGAGUUACAAAAGGAAGUAGAAAAUCUAAAUCAUAAAAAGGAAGUAAUGUUAAAAAAAAUAUCAGCACAAGGAAAAUCUAGUGAAUGCAUGACAACGAAGGAAACGGCGUCGUAUUCAGUUACUAUAAAUAAAGUUGAUGAGAAAGAAAUGGUGAUCCAAAUAUCAGCAUUAGAAAGAAUAUCAAUAUCUGAAGUUCUUCUAUUGCUAGAAAAGAAUGGUCAUUUGAUCUUUGACGUUUCUUGCUUUCUAUCCUUUGGAGGAAGGACUUUCUACAAUGUACAUUUGUGGAUGAAUGGGAGCCAUAACGUAAAUUGUGAAAAGCUGAAUGAAGUGCUGCUGUCCAUUCUCCAAAAACAGGAUCAGAUGCAAAUUUAUUCAUAG
Amaranthus tricolor (Joseph's coat) is the source of this 777-nucleotide messenger RNA. Its product is annotated as transcription factor bHLH101-like. Gene Ontology annotation, biological process: regulation of transcription by RNA polymerase II. The record is from RefSeq and is a predicted model, not a curated record. The annotation marks the transcript as partial. Gene Ontology annotation, cellular component: RNA polymerase II transcription regulator complex. NCBI's taxonomy places the organism in Eukaryota, Viridiplantae, Streptophyta, Magnoliopsida, Caryophyllales, Amaranthaceae. Gene Ontology annotation, molecular function: DNA-binding transcription factor activity, RNA polymerase II-specific; RNA polymerase II transcription regulatory region sequence-specific DNA binding; protein dimerization activity. The transcript is spliced from 3 exons.